Molecule: messenger RNA, 5247 nt
Organism: Siniperca chuatsi (mandarin fish)
Lineage: Eukaryota; Metazoa; Chordata; Actinopteri; Centrarchiformes; Sinipercidae
Gene: rag1
Product: recombination activating 1
Exons: 4
Coding region: 369-3584 (1071 amino acids)
Biological process (GO): pre-B cell allelic exclusion; V(D)J recombination; adaptive immune response
Cellular component (GO): nucleus; endodeoxyribonuclease complex; DNA recombinase complex
Molecular function (GO): ubiquitin protein ligase activity; double-stranded DNA endonuclease activity; sequence-specific DNA binding
Source: RefSeq, a predicted model, not a curated record
GUGUGGUAGAAAGUUGCUUGUUUGGGGUAUGGUGUUGGAUUCUGUACAUACACAUUUGCAACUGUGCUUUGGGUUUGACCUUGUUUUUUUUUUCAAAUCAGCUGCAUGUAUCAGGUGUCAGAAGUUGACUGUUGGGAUCCCGUCAAAGGAAAGGUAUAAAUACAAGACACAAGGAGUCAGAUGGGAACAAUCCCACUGUAUGGAGCAACAACUCCUGGUAACAGAUGUGACAGACUCAAAUAUAUAGUAUAUGUAGUGUGUAGGGCCUGGCUCCAGGGCUUCCCUUGUGCUCCCAUGCGGAGAGAACCCCCAGGGGAGCUGACAACAGCUGAGACUGAAAAACAAGGGUAUAAGGUUUAAGUUGCAUCAUGGUGCAGGAGAGCCAGGAGACAGAUGGUCCCAGAUCCUACAUGCCGGCUGAGCUCCACCAUCCCCACUCAAAGUACUCUCAGUGGAAGUUUAAACUGUUCAGGGUGAGGUCCAUGGAGAAGGCCCCUCUGCCCAGUGAGACACAGCCUGAGAAAGGAGCCCCGUUAGGGAUCUCACCUCCUGCAGCUCCAAAUAUAGAAUUAGAUAAUGGUGUGGCUCCAGGGAGUGUUAUGAAAUUGUGCCUAGGGGGAAAAAGCAAGGAAAAUGUGGAGGGCCCGGGCCAGAGGAUAGAUAUGAAGCUACAGGAAAUGGACACCCACAUGAAGCACCUCAGGUGCUUGUGCCGUCUCUGUGGAAUGGUCCUGAGAAAAGUAAAAGGACCAGUGCACGAUGUUCAUGGGGAUCUGGAUGAGGCAAGCAAAGGCGCUCUGCGUAAAAUGGGCUGCAAGUUUACAAGCUGGCCAGAGGUCAUCCUCAAAGUCUUCAAAGUGGACGUGACAGAGGACACAGAAUCUGCCCAGCCUCUUUCCUUCUGCCAUCGCUGCUGGAUGGCUGCCAUACGAGGAGGGGGUGUCUGCAGCUUCUCCAGAACACGAGUCCCUGACUGGAAACCCCACUCUUCCCUUUGCCAUCUUUGCUCCCCCAGGAAACCUUCAUUCCAGCGGACUGGGAGGAAGAGGCGGAAAGCCAUUCCCAGAGCCCAGAGCCUGGCAAAAAGGACCAGGUGGGACCACAGUGAUAGCAUUGCCGUUGGUGAGAGGAGGGCUCUGAGACCAUUCGGAGACCGUCAUCAUACUCCGGUGCUCAGGGCCUGGAGGAAACCCAGCACCCAGAGAGAGCAAUGGGUGAGGAAUAUCACCCACUGCCAGAAAGACCACCUGAGUACCAAGUUGAUCUCUGAGAAGCUACCUGUAGACUUCCUCUCUUCUUUCACCUGCCUUGUGUGUGACCACCUGCUCUCUGAUCCAGUCCAGUCCCCCUGUGGGCACCUCUUCUGCCGCAGCUGUAUUAUAAAAUAUACCCACGUUCUGGGACCUCACUGCCCGGCCUGCAACUUGCCCUGUGCCCCUGAUGAUCUCACCCCGCCUGCCAACGCCUUCUUAUCAGCCCUAUUUUCCCUGCCCCUGCUCUGCCCCAGAAGCGGCUGUGGCAAGCAGGUAAGGCUAGACUCAUUUAAAGCUCAUUGUCUGGGCCAUGAGCUGGAUGAACAGGAUGCAAACCAGCAGUCAUCAGAACUUGACAUUUACCUGCUAACCAAUAAAGGGGGAAGACCCCGUCAGCACUUGCUAUCACUAACCCGCCGUGCCCAGAAGCAUCGGCUGAGGGAUCUGAAGAACCAGGUGAAGGUGUUUGCAGACAAAGAGGAAGGUGGCGACCUGAAGUCUGUGUGUCUGACUCUAUUUCUACUUGCAUUGAGAUCUGGGAAUGAACACCGGCAGGCAGAUGAGCUAGAGGCCUUGAUGCAAGGCAGAGGCUUUGGGUUGCAUCCUGCUGUUUGCUUGGCCAUACGGGUCAACACUUUCUUGAGCUGCAGCCAGUAUCACAAGAUGUACCGGACUGUCAAAGCCACCAGUGGCCGCCAGAUCUUUCAGCCCCUGCACACCCUGCGAGCUGCAGAGAAGGAGCUUCUCCCUGGCUUUCACCAGUUUGAAUGGCAGCCAGCUCUCAAGAAUGUGUCUACAUCUUGCAAUGUUGGCAUUAUUAAUGGGCUCUCUGGAUGGGCUUCCUCGGUGGAUGACGCUCCAGGUGACACCAUCACUCGGCGGUUUCGCUAUGAUGUGGCACUGGUGUCAGCAUUAAAGGAUCUGGAGGAGGACAUCAUGGAGGGGCUGAGAGAAAGUGGGAUGGAAGACAGUGCUUGUACCUCAGGCUUCAAUGUUAUGAUCAAGGAAUCUUGUGAUGGCAUGGGUGAUGUCAGCGAGAAGCAUGGUGGAGGCCCAGUUGUUCCUGAGAAGGCUGUACGUUUCUCUUUCACUGUUAUGUCUGUCUCUGUCCUGACAGACAAUGAGGAGGAAGAGGUUACCAUCUUCACUGAGCCAAAGCCAAACUCAGAACUGUCCUGUAAGCCCCUUUGCCUGAUGUUUGUGGAUGAGUCAGACCAUGAGACACUCACAGCUGUCCUGAGCCCUAUAGUUGCAGAACGCAAAGCAAUGAAAGAGAGCAGGCUCAUCCUAUCCAUGGGUGGACUACCUCGCUCCUUCCGCUUCCACUUCAGAGGCACGGGAUACGAUGAGAAGAUGGUGCGUGAGAUGGAGGGCCUCGAGGCCUCAGGGUCCACCUAUAUCUGCACUCUUUGUGACUCCAGUCGGGCAGAGGCCUCUCAAAACAUGGUGCUACACUCUAUCACACGCAGUCAUGAAGAGAACCUUGAACGUUACGAAAUAUGGAGAACCAACCCCUUUUCUGAGUCUGUAGAUGAGCUGCGAGACAGAGUCAAAGGUGUCUCUGCCAAGCCCUUCAUGGAAACCCAUCCCACACUGGAUGCAUUACACUGUGACAUUGGAAAUGCCACUGAGUUCUACAAAAUCUUCCAGGACGAGAUCGGGGAGGUGUACCAAAAGGUCAACCCCAGCCGGGAGGAACGGCGCAGCUGGAGGGCAGCCCUAGAUAAACAGCUGAGGAAGAAGAUGAAGCUUAAACCAGUGAUGAGGAUGAAUGGGAACUAUGCCCGCAGGCUAAUGACCCAGGAGACUGUGGAGGUGGUGUGUGAGCUGGUGCCCUCAGAGGGGAGGAGGGAGGCCCUGAGGGAGCUUAUGAGGCUCUACCUCCAGAUGAAGCCUGUGUGGCGCGCCACUUGCCCAGCCAAGGAGUGCCCAGACCAACUGUGCCGCUACAGCUUUAACUCCCAGAGCUUUGCCGACCUCCUUUCCUCUACCUUCAAAUAUAGGUACAAUGGAAAGAUAACCAAUUACCUACACAAGACCCUGGCCCAUGUGCCUGAAAUCAUAGAGAGAGAUGGAUCCAUAGGAGCCUGGGCUAGCGAGGGAAAUGAGUCAGCAAACAAACUGUUCAGGCGUUUCCGGAAGAUGAAUGCACGUCAGUCAAAGGCCUUUGAGCUAGAGGACGUGUUGAAACAUCACUGGCUCUACACCUCCAAGUACUUGCAGAAGUUUAUGGAAGCUCACAAAGACUCUGCCAAAGCUCUGCAAGCUACUAUUGACCCAAUAGAGAACCAGGAUGAUGAGGACAUGUCUCUGGAAGUUAAUGAUUUUUGAUUUUUCUAUUAAUGUGAACCUUAAGUAUUAACAAUUGAUUGAUUCCAAUAUUGUUGUAUACUAUUUUAAUUGCCUCUAUCAGUAAUAUUAACUUGUUUACAAAUUCUUAAUUUACUUUCUAUACCUAUUGAUUGAUAUUUAGAAUAACGGGGGAAUGGAACCAAUGUCAUAUAUACGUAACAUAAGAUUUUUCAUAUUUUGUUGUGAUUAAAAUAUCUUUGCAAAUUUAAACCAACGUCAUCAGUUAUUGUUGGAGUUUUACAAAAUACCUUUUCAUUAAAUAACCAAUUUCUUGGUCUUGAACAUAAUAAUUUCCAAAAUGUAAUUGAAAAUAAUGUUAUUCUCACACCACAUUUUUAAAAUUGUGUUUUACUUAUUUUGAAUGUUUACUUGCCUUGCUUUGUUAGCUGUUUGUUAAUAAUGCAAAGAUGGGACAGCAGAGGAAUAUAGACAUAACACACAGGUUUCUUUUCUCUUAUUCUUAGCAGGAAAGUUCUUUUUUUAUCUUCACCAUCUGUGAAAUAUGGUGCAGUUUAUUUUAUUGCAAGGAUAUGACACAUUUAUGAAUUUAUACAGAGAGGAUAUUUAUGGAAACAGAUGAAAGCGCUGUAAGUCAUGGAGGGAAAUUGUGUUAAAAAGACCACAUUUGUGGCCACUGUAUUAAUAUAUCAUUUGAGCUGGAGCAAAAUGCAAUCACAGAGACCCAAAUGUUCUUUGUUUCAUGAGUGCCCUCUGAAAAAGAUUACUUUAGUCCUUUAUCUUGGGAUCCCUGAGGGGCAGAAUAGAUGCCAGGUCACUUUGAACCAAUUUUUUAUCUCUUUUAGUUUUUGCACAGUGGAGGAUAGAUGAUACUUAUUCGAAUUCUUCACAUAAAAUACAGCAUAUACUGACCUUUUUGUUGAUAUUAUAAAAAUACAGUACGGUCCAUUACGGAGCCUAAUACCCCAUGGACUCUCCAGCAGGCAGGGAUUUUUCUUAAGUGCUGUAUGUAACCUGACUCUUUUUCUCUGCUGAAAUUUCUUCACGGUUGACAGAGGAGAGGGAUGUGCGGUAGCUAGAAAGACCUGAUGUAAACUGAUUUGUUGGCAACUUUAUUUUUUAGAUUGAUUAAUAUAUAUGUUCUUUUUCUGCCCUCACAAUUUUGAAUUGUGACAGGCAAUUUGGUUUUCUUAUUUGAUUGAAUGUUUGAUUUUAUUUUACUGUCACAAGUUUAACCCCAUGACAGCUGUGAAUUAUUCACAUUUCAUUCGAGAGUUGUCACAGCCCUACAAUAACAUCAUGUUUUUAGAAUGCAUUAUAUUGAAACUUGUCUCAUAUUUGUUUUUUGCCAUAAUGAAUUGCAUUUCCAAAGUAAUGGAUGAUGGAUGAUUCACAGACUCCUACUUGUUCACUUUACACCAUGUAUUUCCUCAUUUUGUGUUUCCAUAUUACACUAAAUAUCAGGUAAACUGUUUACUGGGGUUGCAGAAGACUUUGAGUGGUGAUUUAUAUUGCAUACUAGUACAGUAUUACACUGCAGUUCCACUACUUUUAAACGUUUUUUUAAUUUGUUUUUAAAUACAGUAUUCAGAUAUUUCUGCUAGCAGACAUCAUGGAGGAGGAAGUUUGUACUUUUUUGUCCUUGUUUCCUCCAAAGAAUAAAUAAAGUCAAAAUCUGACCUGA